AUGUUUAAAAAAAAGCCGGCAAAAGCGGUGCAGUCAAAGAGUGACAACCCGAGGUUGUUCUUCGUCGGUCUCGUGUGCGUGAUUUUGUUAUACAUUUACCGAGCGCUUCUCCUUUCUUCUUCCUCUUCAAAGAGUAAGAAGAAGAAGAAGAAGAAAGAGGAAAUGGUGGUGGUAGAUAAAACGCGGAAAAUUAGCGCAGAGGAAGUGAGGAAACACAACUCGGUGGAUGAUUUGUGGAUUAUUAUCGAUAAGAAAGUGUACGACGUGACGGAAUACGCGGAGGAACACCCGGGAGGAGUAGCGGCGAUUGCCAAAAACGCAGGAGGCGACGCGAAGUGUUCGAUAUCGUAG
Messenger RNA from Bathycoccus prasinos, 351 nucleotides. RefSeq lists its product with no specific name. The transcript is spliced from 2 exons. The record is from RefSeq and is a predicted model, not a curated record. Bases 1 to 351 code for a protein of 116 amino acids. Gene Ontology annotation, cellular component: intracellular membrane-bounded organelle; membrane. Lineage: Eukaryota; Viridiplantae; Chlorophyta; Mamiellophyceae; Mamiellales; Bathycoccaceae. Gene Ontology annotation, molecular function: heme binding.